AUUUCGCCGAUUUCGCUUUAGAAAUUCCUCGGUCUGCGUUUGAGUUGUGUUGAUUUCGCUCACGUCGAAAAUUCACAGAAAAUUUAUUUGCAUAGACCACUUACAGCAGAGCAGAAAAAUGUCGGGCUACACGAAGCAGUAUCUGGAGGACAAACUACGAAAAGAACUUGACGCAGUUCACAUAGACCUCGAAGACAUAUCAGACGGAUGCGGUGCCAAAUAUAACGCGAUCAUUGUGUCUCCAAAAUUCGAGGGUAAAGCUCUUCUGGAGAGGCACAGGAUGGUGAACACCAUUUUGGCUGAGGAACUCCAGGUGAUUCACGCCUUCUCGCAGAAGACGCUCACUCCGAAGCAGUGGGAAGAAAAGAAGCAAGCGUGACAAAUAGUGUACUUAUUACGCCUUUUAAGAGUGGUAAAAGUGUGGUCCAAUUGAGCCUUCUGUACUCUCUCUCACAACGUAAAUGAUAGUAAUCGUUAAUUAAAUGCGUUUUGAAUCUGUC
Ixodes scapularis (black-legged tick) is the source of this 500-nucleotide messenger RNA. Its product is annotated as bolA-like protein 2. The record is from RefSeq and is a predicted model, not a curated record. Gene Ontology annotation, molecular function: 2 iron, 2 sulfur cluster binding. Gene Ontology annotation, cellular component: cytosol; nucleus. Lineage: Eukaryota; Metazoa; Arthropoda; Arachnida; Ixodida; Ixodidae. Bases 119 to 379 code for a protein of 86 amino acids. Gene Ontology annotation, biological process: intracellular iron ion homeostasis. The transcript is spliced from 3 exons.